GUACGUGUCGCGGGCUGCAGCUGGGCGGGGUAUCGCGUGUUCCUGCGGCCGCCUGAGCUGCGGCUCGUCCCCCGGGGUCGGGAGCAUGUCCUCGAGCCGGGCCAAGAAAGUGAAGAUGGCCACGAAGUCCUGCCCGGACUGUGACCAGCAGGUUCCUGUUGCAUGCAAAUCGUGCCCUUGUGGCUACAUAUUUAUUAGUCGAAAGCUCUUGCACGCUAAACGUGCCGAAAAAUCGCCUCCCACUGCAGAGAACAGGAGUGAGGCCAAGAGGAGGCGAACAGAAAGAGUUAAGCGAGAGAAAAUAAACUCUGCAGUAAACAAAGACUUAGAAAACAGAAAAAGGUCCAGAUCUAACAGCCAGUCGGAUCAUAGCAGACGGGGAAGAGGAAGACCCAAAACUGCCUCAGCCAAGAAACAUGAGGAAGAGAGAGAAAAACAGGAAAAAGAAGUUGACAUGUAUGCUAACCUUUCUGAUGAAAAGGCUUUCGUGUUUUCAGUGGCAUUGGCGGAAAUAAACAGAAAAAUUAUCAAUCAAAGACUCAUUCUGUAAUUCGUCAGCACAAUCGGAUGCAUUUGUAUGCAAGAUGGCUAGCAUAUUUCCAAGGUGUCGUGGACUCUCAGGAAGCAUGUUGUCUGUGUCGACAAGGACCAAAGUUUUCCCUGUUAAAGUUGUGCUGCUGUUUUGAAGCUCAGAUUUUUGGGUAUCUAUGACACAAAGAAGAAAUGUCAAGCUUUUGUUCUGAAAAUCAGACAGCAAAAAUGCUUUCUACCUUGAAGACUAAAGGUAGACAAGUGCACAGAGAGAAUGCACCCUUUCCAGAGCACUUCAAUAUUUGUUGCCAGACAUGCAAUAUUUUAAAUUUCAGAAAAAUGAUUUUUCUUUUAAAACAAAAUAUAUUUCAGAUUUUUCAAUUAUAUUACAGUUUACACAUGUACAGUUCUAACGUUUUAAUAAAUUGGUAUUCUAUUAUUGAA
Molecule: messenger RNA, 975 nt
Organism: Gavialis gangeticus (Gharial)
Lineage: Eukaryota; Metazoa; Chordata; Crocodylia; Gavialidae
Gene: HDIP1
Product: chromosome unknown C16orf87 homolog
Exons: 4
Coding region: 86-550 (154 amino acids)
Source: RefSeq, a predicted model, not a curated record